GUAGGUUGAAUUAAUUUUUUGUGAUCCGCUUGCAUCCUUGCUACAACACAUUAGGAGAACAGCUUAUCAAAAAAAAAAAAAAAACACAUUAGGAGAACAGACAAGACAGAACCAAAAGGAAAGUGAAUUGCAUAAUGAUGGCAUUAUCAUCAGUGGCGAACACUUUCACUCUUCCUCGCUUUACCUUCAACAAUAACUCAUCUUCUUCUUCCUCCAUCUCAAAAAUCUUCACUUUCUCCACUCCUUCACCCAUCAUCAAUGCAUCUUCCUCAAUAUCACGCUCAUUCACUUUCCCUCGAGCCAUGUCUUCUUCUCCUUCUCCCUCUUCUUCUUCCCCCUCCUUUGGCUCUCGUCUCGAAGAAACCGUCAAAAACACCCUUUCUCAAAAUCCUGUUGUCGUUUAUUCCAAAUCCUGGUGCUCCUAUUGUUCCGAGGUUAAAUCAUUGUUCAACAAACUUGGUGUUCAACCUUUGGUCAUCGAAUUGGACGAAUUGGGUCCACAAGGUCCACAGUUGCAGAAAUUAUUGGAAAGAAUCACUGGCCAAUACACUGUCCCAAAUGUCUUUAUAGGUGGCAAUCACAUCGGUGGCUGUACAGAUACACUUAAGCUGUACAGGAAAGGAGAACUUGAAACUCUGCUAUCAGAAGCUGUUGCUAAAAUUAAGGGAAGCUAAGACCUUGUCAAUAUUACUCUCAUCCUAUAGGGAAUCUGUUCCGGUUAUCGAUUUGUCCACAUGUUGGUUGAAACUUGAAAGCACUGAGUUUAUACAUCGAUGUUUAGAUAUUAGACCCUAAUAAACUUUGUAAUUGAAGAGUUUAUAUAACUGAAUUAAGCAACUUUUAUAUCUGGAAGACUGUAUUUAUAUUUUUCUUCAUUAUUAUGUAAUGAUUCUUCUUCAA
This is a messenger RNA of Trifolium pratense (red clover), 900 nucleotides long. Its product is annotated as monothiol glutaredoxin-S10-like. Gene Ontology annotation, cellular component: cytoplasm. Gene Ontology annotation, biological process: cellular response to oxidative stress. Gene Ontology annotation, molecular function: glutathione disulfide oxidoreductase activity. The coding region runs from base 135 to 674 and encodes 179 amino acids. Lineage: Eukaryota; Viridiplantae; Streptophyta; Magnoliopsida; Fabales; Fabaceae. The transcript is spliced from 4 exons. The record is from RefSeq and is a predicted model, not a curated record.